AUGCUUGUGAAGUCUAAGAAGAAUCUUGAGUCAAAAUGUGUCAAGCAAGAUGAAGAUCUUCGUGAAUCAACUGAGCUCUAUAAUGGAAUUUCCCAACGCAAUGCGAAGUUCGAGAGGAUGUUAUCUAUGGGAAAAAGUGUAGGUGAUAAGCGUGGUUUAGGCUAUCCGAAUGAAAACACCCAAACUUCCUGCAAGACCAUAUUUGUGAAGUGCAUUACCAACCUAUCAACCCCACAAGUUGGCACAAGCUCAAAAUUUGUUAAGAAUGGUAAGGGUAGGAAUUCAAAGAAUAAGGUUGCUAAAGAAGCCCAAAUCAUUGGUGUGCAACAUGAGAAGAUGGCCUCCUUGAGUGGUCGGGUCAACUCAAGUGAAGAAGGGACGAGAGGCCAUCAAGUGGACUUGGUCAAGUCCAAGGCCUAA
Messenger RNA from Ilex paraguariensis (yerba mate), 420 nucleotides. The record is from the annotation of a GenBank genome assembly. NCBI's taxonomy places the organism in Eukaryota, Viridiplantae, Streptophyta, Magnoliopsida, Aquifoliales, Aquifoliaceae.